This is a messenger RNA of Zychaea mexicana, 267 nucleotides long. RefSeq lists its product as uncharacterized. NCBI's taxonomy places the organism in Eukaryota, Fungi, Mucoromycota, Mucoromycetes, Mucorales, Lichtheimiaceae. The record is from RefSeq and is a predicted model, not a curated record. The transcript has 2 exons. The coding region runs from base 1 to 267 and encodes 88 amino acids.
AUGCGUUCUGAAUAUCUCCGUAGUCCUACGCAAUCCUUAAUCCUAGAUUUGGGCGAUGACAAUUUGUCAUCAGUUUUUUCCGAGGCACAGCUUGAUGCUAUUGAGGCUUUUGGGGAUCCGUUGCUCCCGUCCUUAUCUCCAGAAAUCACUAGUAUUCUCGACGAUGUUGCAAAGCUGGCCACGCCGCUCCAAGCCUAUGAAUAUGGCAGAUCGUUGAAACAUAAUCUGGUUGAGGAGCCACUAAAAACUUGGUUAUCCUCAGUGUAA